This is a messenger RNA of Centruroides sculpturatus (bark scorpion), 1252 nucleotides long. RefSeq lists its product as uncharacterized. Bases 159 to 758 code for a protein of 199 amino acids. NCBI's taxonomy places the organism in Eukaryota, Metazoa, Arthropoda, Arachnida, Scorpiones, Buthidae. The transcript has a single exon. The record is from RefSeq and is a predicted model, not a curated record.
UGUUUCAUAUGCAGUGAAACUUUUCAAUAAAAAAAGUAGCUGCAGCUCUACAGGAAUUUGCACAAAACAUUUUAUUGAAAUAAUUGCAACAUGGUGGAAUGUAAUGAAUGUAAAACAUCCAGAAAGGGGGAAACGUUUGAGAUCUUUACUGCAGACCAAUGUAUACUAAAAAUGAUGAGCAAAUUAAACUUUUGAAUUGUUUUAUAGAAUUUUUGGAUGCAUGGGAGAAAUUUAAUUUGAAACAACAGCAUGGAAGAUUGUCAGAUGAAACACAUUUUGCUUUAAAACAUACAACUUAUGCUAUGAUUCAUCUUAUUGAAUAUUUGUUUGAAAAAUUUUCAUUGAAGUUUGUACUUUUGGGAAAGUUCCAAACAGAUAAUCUUGAAGUUAGAUUUGGACAAUAUUGCCAAAUGUGUGGUGAUAAUUAUCAUGUUAGUGUUGUGCAGGUUUUAGAAUGUGAAAAAAAAUUAAAAAUUUUAAGUUUACUGAAAUUGAAAUCUGAGAGAAUAAGGAAUUUCUAUAUUAAAGAUUUGGUGUCAGCUCAAGUAGAAAAUUGUAUGCAAGAUUCCUUUAAAUCACAGAUGGAUAUUUGUUUCGAAUGUUUUGAUGAUGAUCCUAUUGAAUGUGAAAUGAUAACAGUUCCUUUGGCUACCAUUAAAAUUUUAGUUUUUAUUGCUGGUUAUGCAGUUCAUAAAUUAUUACAGAAGAUUUCAUGUGAAAAGUGUAAAUCAGUAAUAUCCUCUUUAGAUAAAAAAUGAGAAUUUGACAUUUUACACCCUGAACUUAUAAGUUAUAUUAAGGAAAUUGAUAGAGGAGGUUUUUCAUAUCCAUCUGAUUUAUUUCUCUCUUUAACUGUUGAAUUAUAUAAGCUUUUUCAAUGUUUAUUACAAGCUAAGUAUGAAGAUCAAUUUCUACAGUGCAAAAAACAAAAAUAAUUAUUUAGUAAACUUUCAUUUGAAAGAAUUGAACUAAUUGAUUUAGUAUCUGUCAGUGUUCCAUGUAUCUGUGGAACAAUGCCAUAUUUUCUUUUGAAAAAUUUUUUAAAUAUAAUUUCAAAUAUUUUUAAAAUAAUUAUUGUCAUGCAAGAAUAUUGGCUUUGAAAGAUAUGCCUGGAAGAAAAAGGAAAUUACAAACUUACAAUAAAUCUGUAAAUUAAUUAUCUUAAAUACUUUACCUACACAUUUCCACUCCCACUUAAUAUAUAAAUAUUACUAUUAUGAGAAUAAGUUAGAUUUCAGUUUUAUUUUAUAUA